Molecule: messenger RNA, 1343 nt
Organism: Hordeum vulgare subsp. vulgare (domesticated barley)
Lineage: Eukaryota; Viridiplantae; Streptophyta; Magnoliopsida; Poales; Poaceae
Exons: 1
Coding region: 1-1176 (391 amino acids)
Source: RefSeq, a predicted model, not a curated record
AUGGAGGACACUCACUUAAUUUGCUCUCGUGUGCUCGCCCCGAUGCACCGUUCCUUCCAGUUUAAACAGCGUCACGGGCAGGCGAGCCUCGAGCGAGGGAGCGCGCUUUGUAAAGAUGCUGUUCAAUUAGCAGAGCAUGCACUGGCCGACCAUGACAUGAGGGAGCACCAGCUGCAGCAGCCCGGCACGAUCUUCCUCCUCAGGAACCCGCUCGUGGUCGCCUCAAGGACGAUGCGCCGCGGCAUCCGCGGCUUCUGCCAUGGCGUCGGCUCCACGUCCACACAGCAGCACCUCCACGCUAGCAUCGACCACCAGCAGCUGGCCAGCGGGGAUGUCGACGCCGACGCAGCGUCGUCCUCCUUCAUCACCGUGCCGUCGUCCGUCGUGGGCUCCUGCGCGGCCGAGAGCGAGGCGGCCGCCGGCGGAGGCCCGCAUGCGGCAGCCGCGGUCACCCUGGAGCAGAUGAUCCUGCAGCUGGACCUGGAGGAGGAGGCCGCGGCAGCCAAGAAAGCGCGGCGUGUGGCAGCUGCUGUGGUGGAGGAAGAGCACUACCACCCUCGCCGCAUGUCGUGCGUGAACAGCUCCGACCACGUGCUCCGCUCGGCGCGGGACGCGCUCAGCCAAUACCCGCGCUUCUCCCUCGACGGCCGGGACGCCAUGUGCCGCGCGUCGUUCAGCAGCUAUCACGAGGGCAUGGGCGUCGCUGGCCCCGUCCUCCGAGAUAGCAGAAACAUCCCCGCAGAUAGCGACGGCGGUCGGCAUGGGAGGGCGUCAGUCUGGUGCGCCCCCACCGGUGUGGGGAGCUGCAGAGCGCAGGAGUGCGGUAUCGAGGGCUACGAGAUGGACCUGGAACGGACACUGCGGAUGCCGUCCACGGUGGCUGGGGAAAGCGUGGUGUGGUGCAAGCCCAGUGUCGUGGCCAAGCUCAUGGGCCUCGAUUCCAUGCCCGUGCCCGUCGCAGGGCAGCGCGGUGGCAUUGCCGGCAGUAGAAGGAAGGCCAAUUGGGCACCGCCGGGAUCGACGCUCGGCGGGGGUGUGAGGAUGCAGAGACCAAGGAGGAUGGGCAUAGAGGAGCUGGAGAAGGAGAGGCUCUUCAUGGCACUGCACGGCUACCUCGGGUCGGGCGCCAGCGCCCUACGGGCAACCGCGAGCCCCAAUGUCAGUGGGUUUGGAUAAGACGGGACAGUUGGGAAUUCCGGGUUCCUAGCUAAGCAAUUUGUUUUUUUUAGGAUCAGCUAAGCAUAGUUCAGUUCAGUCUUUCCAAUUAAAUUUAGAAGACCAGCUAGACCAGCUAUAGCUUUUUAUUUUGUCAAACGGUGAAUUUACUUAAUAACACGAAUAAA